CUGCGAACUUCGUGGGCCAAGGUCCUGCACCAAGAUCUAUCGGAAUUCUCAAAUGAAGAUGUGUUCUUUGAGGUUGGGGGUGAUUCAAUCACAGCUUUGCAGCUCGUUGAUGCUGCCUUUGAGCAAGGCAUAGUGCUCACAGUCGAGCAAAUCUUUGUAAAUGCUUCUCUGGAAGACAUGGCAUUGGCUGCCCGCGUGAUUGAAACUGAGCAUGGGUCACCAAGACAAACCCCAUCAAUCGAACCAUUCAGUCUGCUUAGCGUUGAUCUCGGUGGGCUGAAACGGCAUAUCGAAGAAAUUGCUAUAGCUUGUUGCGUUAAAUCUGGACAAGUCGAAACCGCUUAUCCAUGUACUCCGAUGCAAGAAGCCCUGGUAGCAGUUACUGAUACGACUGAAAAUGCAUACGUGAUGCAAAUCACCUGCGAAAUAAGACCUGAAGUUCCUAUAGAACAAUUUCGCCAAGCUUGGCUGUCAACGGUGCGGGCGAAUCCCGUCCUGCGGUCUCGCAUUUGUCAUCUUGACGGUGUCGGCUAUGUUCAAGCAGUAAUCGACGAUGCCAUCGGCUGGAACAACACUGAGGAUGAUCUGAACAGUUUUCUGCAGAAUGAUGCACGCUCUCCGAUUAAGUCUGGCGAUCCGUUUUUCCGUUUCACAGUAGUCUCGGAUGCGCAGAGUCGACACUUUGUCUGGACACUGCACCAUGCCCUUUGCGAUGGAGCUUCCGUGACUGAAGUCUUUGACGAAGUCUCUCGGCGAUUUACCAACCAGUCGGUUUUGAAAAGACCUUCUUACGAGCAAUUCAUCGCAUCAAUCUCGCCAGAUACGACCAAGCAACGAAAUUACUGGCAGCAGACCUUCAACCAAUGCGGCUUUAAUUACGCAUCCUACCCUCAAUUGUCCCGACAAGGUUUUGAAGCCAAGCCAUCGAGGAGUAUAAGAAGAGUUCUUGAAUUGAAUCGGACAACCCCUUUCGACGCCACGAAAGCACAAUUACUUCGAGCUGCAUGGGCCGUGUUACAAUCUCACUAUACUGGAAAUGAAGACGUUGUUUUCGGCGAGAUAAUGAAUGGUCGUGCGUCACUUCAGACCUUCGGCAUGUCCAGCGUGACAGGGCCCACCAUAUGCCUCGUCCCAAUAGGCCUGCGAAUCGAUCCCAACCUGACUGUGUCAUCGCUUCUUUUGAGAGUAAGGGAACAGGCAGCCGAGCUCUUGUCUUUUGAACAAACAGGGAUUGCGAAGAUCCGGAAGUAUCUAGCAGAAAUUUCUUUGUCGGCCUCCACAGCCUGUGACUUCCAGACGUUGUUCGUUGUCCAUUCAUCAGAUUUUAGCGACCUAACGGCACCAGCUUUACAAAGAAUAGGACUAAGACUCAUCUCGGGUCUAGGUAAAUCUGAGCAACAUCCAUACCCACUUGUCAUAUCGAUCUUGAUCUCAACUGGUGAUGCUGUCAUCCUGAACCUUGAGUAUGACGAGCGGGUUAUAUCUAUCCAACACGCAAACAACCUCAUUCACCAGUUUCAGGCUGUGCUUACACAGCUUAGUGAGGCAAAGGAGGAGACUCUUUUAAGUUCCAUAGUUCCAUUCAGUGCUACAGAUCUGCUCCAAAUCAAAGAAUGGAAUCAACACACCCCAAAAGCUGUUGAGAAGUGCAUCCACCAACUCUUCGAGGAGCAGGUCCAUAGAAGUCCUACAGCGGAGGCUUUGGUUUCUGUCUCUGAGACAUUAACUUAUGCUGAAGUGCAUAACAUCUCUACAUCUGUUGCUCUACAGCUCGUGAACCUUGGUGUGGGACCAGAGGAAUUCGUUGCCAUCUGCUUCGAAAAGUCUGUGUGGGCUGUCAUCGCGAUGCUUGCCAUUUGGAAAGCUGGAGGGGCAUACGUUCCCAUCGAUCCUACCCACCCCCAAGGUCGAAAAAAAGAGAUCGCCAACAGGGCCAAAGUAAAACUCGUACUGGUUUCCCGCAGCAAUGCCACUGACUUCGAUGGAAUAUGUGAGCAUAUACUUACCCUGGACGAUGCUCCAAUCUCUUUCAUUCGACAAGGAUGCGGUCAACUACCAAGUCAAACUCUCCUUCCCACCAGCAGCGCAUAUUUACUCUUCACAUCAGGCACCACAGGCAAGCCGAAAGGGGUGGUCAUCUCACAUUCGGCUCUAUGUACUGGCAUGGUAUAUCAGGCAGAAAGCUUUGGACUUAAUUCUAAGACACGAAUGCUCCAGUUUGCCAGCUAUACCUUCGAUGCCUCGGUUCAAGAAAUAUUCGCUACGCUGGUGGUAGGGGGUACCGUCUGUGUUCCGUCUGAUAGUGACAGAUUGAAUAAUCUUGCAGGCAUAAUAACGGCUUUACAGGUAGACACGGUCGUACUUACGCCCACCGUAGUGAACCUUCUCAGCCCUGAGCUCAUACCGUUCGUAAAAAAGAUCAAUAUGGGCGGAGAGCCCGUCACCAGUGAUAUAAUAACGAAAUGGGCGCAUCAUGUCCGUCUUACAAACGGCUACGGACCGUCGGAGACGACGGUAUGUUGUGCGAUGAACGUUGGCCUCACAAUGGACACUCACCCAGCCAAUAUUGGUCGUGCGAUAGGCUCAACAAUGUGGCUUGUUCAGCCUGACAACCAUGACAAGCUCAGCGCAAUCGGUUGCGUAGGCGAAAUAGUUGUUUCAGGCGCACUACUUGCCAGUGGAUAUUAUGGCGACAAAGUCACGACAGACGCAUCAUUUAUCUAUGAGCCAGACUGGCUUAUGGAUUUCAUAAACACCGAGAGCGCUUUUAGAACUAUCUACAAAACAGGUGACUUAGCGCGGUACAAUGCAGACGGUACAUUCCAGUACGUGGGUAGGAAAGAUACCCAGGUGAAGCUGCGCGGUUUUCGCAUCGAGCUAGGAGAGAUAGAAGCUCGAGUCAUGGAACACGGAUCUUCGAAUGCUGCGGUUGUGCUUCUUCCAAAGGAGGGGAAUUGUGCGAACCAGAUCGUAGCUAUAGUGAGCUUCAUGCAGCCGGUCCUCACAGAGUCAUCCAAACUCGGCAUUCAUGUGUUGAAUAAGAGCCAUUACACAAGGGAUAUCCAUCAGAAGCUGGAUAGUAUCAAGAAACACCUUCAAUACACUCUUCCAGAGUACAUGGUCCCUUCUCUGUGGGUUGUACUCGAAAAUAUGCCGCUCCUCGUGUCUGGGAAAGUUGACCGAAAGGCAAUUAAGACAUGGGUUGACCAAAUGGACGAAAAAACACACCAAAACUUGAUACGAGAUUUGUACGAUGCGGAAGAAGAGUUGAAAGGAUCCUUCUUGCCAGGAUCACGAGCUUACACAUUGCGUGAGAUCUGGAGCAUUGUUCUCAAUGUGGCCGUUGACCGAAUAGGAAUCAACACUUCGUUCUAUUCCCUUGGCGGUGACUCCAUAACGGCAAUACAGGUGGUAUCAAAGGCUAAAUCGAGGGGUUUACACCUGGCCGUCCGCGACAUUCUCACACGAAAGACUUUAGGCGCUGUGCUCCCUGUGAUUUUGGAAAAUACCAAUGACAUCCACAAAGAUAUUCUGCACCAACCCCCAGAUGGUCAAUUUGACCUUUCACCUAUCCAGAAGCUCUUCGUGGCAUCUAAUUAUGGAGAAGAUUCAACUACUUUCCAGGUGGAGGCUGUAUAUCCAUGUUCUCCCAUGCAACGUGAGAUCUUGCUGCAGCAGAGGAUGGAUCCGUCUGUUUUCUUGGUAUCAUGGGAGAUCGAACUCAGGGAUAUAUCAGCUCAACAGAAAUUGCACGUGGACAUGGUGAUUAAUUCCUGGAAGAAAAUUGUCUUUCGACACCCGAUUCUGCGAUCUAGGUUUCUCGAGGCCUCAUCAGAAGGGCGCGACUAUCAACAAGUCGUCUUGAGAGGCAUUGAGCCAGAUAUAAUCAUCGAUAAGGACAUUCAAGACUUCAAAACAAACAAAGACUGGCCCGAUGCCGUUUCUCUGCACCAAUGCCGCUUCCCUCAUCGAGCCCGCUUCCUCCAACACGGCAAUGCAGUUAUCGGAUACAUAGAAGCUAACCAUGCAAUCCUUGACGGCUGGUCAGUUGGACUCUUGCAGGAAGAACUGCUGGAAACAAUCUAUGACACUGAGGACAGUGCCCGCUCGGUCAAGGAUGACCAAGCUCCUCCUUACCAAUCAUUUAUCUCUACCCACAGCUAUGACCGCGUCAGUCAAGAUGUCGAUUAUUGGAGGACUGUCUUGAGCAACCAAAAACCAUCCAUACUUGCUUUCCCACUGGACUUUGGCCCAAAGGAUGUUGAUGGCGAAGAUCUAGCACGCACCAUAGUUCGCCUCCCGCGCAUAGGAACAGACUCAUUGAAUACGUUCGCUGCCAAUCAUGAUCUUACCUUUGCCAGUAUCUUUGAAGCGGCAUGGGCGCAAACGCUAAGUAUAUAUACUCGGUCUUCCCAAGUGGCGUUUGGGUAUAUCGUCUCCGGACGCGACCAGGACGGUGUUCCUCAUGCUCCUCGUAUCAUUGGACCUCUUAUCAACAUACUCCCUUACCAUUUGCGUAAUGUCUCGACUGAGAGGAGUCCGAAAGUCCUCGCUGAUCUAGCCACCCGAAUUCAAGAACAACGGGUGCAGGAUGGGUCACACAGUUUUUGUAGAAUUCAAGAUGUUCUAGAACAAUACUUCGGGACGCACAGGCUUUUUAACACUGCUGUAAAUUUCCAACGGCGAGCUAGUUCACUGGAAAAGGGACAUCUGGCAAUCCGUGAUCUUGAACGGCUGAAAGACCCAUGGAGCUUUGACGUACUCAUACGUAUAAUUCAUAUAGACACAUCCAUACAGGUGCAAGUGGAGUUCAAUGCACAGCAAAUGAAUUCAGACGCAAUGAAAAAGGUAGUGGAGACAUUUAAGGACGGUCUUCAACUUGCUAUCGCUCAAUGA
Truncatella angustata is the source of this 4896-nucleotide messenger RNA. Its product is annotated as non-ribosomal peptide synthetase module. Gene Ontology annotation, cellular component: cytoplasm. Gene Ontology annotation, biological process: amino acid activation for nonribosomal peptide biosynthetic process; secondary metabolite biosynthetic process. The record is from RefSeq and is a predicted model, not a curated record. NCBI's taxonomy places the organism in Eukaryota, Fungi, Ascomycota, Sordariomycetes, Amphisphaeriales, Sporocadaceae. The annotation marks the transcript as partial. The transcript has 3 exons. Gene Ontology annotation, molecular function: catalytic activity; phosphopantetheine binding.